GUGAACCUGUUACAAGCCAAUCCCAGCAAAUAUCAGAUUAUUGCUAUCGAUCCAAAGCUCUUUAUAAAGGAGCUUGAAGACUAGUUAUUGCUUCAAAUUGACAAUCAAGCGGUGAAAUCCUUGGAUAAACUAACAAUUCUCGUAGUGAACAUUGAUGAAAAGUUAACAUUCAUUGAACAUAUAAAAGACAUUAACAGAAAAGCUAGUCAGAAAGAAGGAGUGUUACUGAGGUUACAUAAUCUUAUACCCUGUACUGCUAAACUGCAACUUUAUAAAUUUGCUAUUCUCCCUCAUCUAACGUAUUGUGGCAUUGUUUGGCACUUCUGUAAAUCCUCCGACAAGUUUCAAACUUGAAAAAAUUCACAAAAAUUAAAUUCACAUUGAGAGCAGCUUUUAAAUCAAGUACCAAGUCCUAUAGUGUUCUGUCACAAAAAGCCGGCCUCCCUUCUUUGCACCAAAGAUGAAUACAAGAGAUAGCCACUUUGAUGUACAUGACGCCUUAGUCAACCGCACUACAUUUCAGAGUUAUUUCAGAAAAUUACUAUAAGGAUACUAUCUUGACUUUUAAAGUGUUGACUUUAACAUUCCUCGCAUAACAAAAACACACUCAGGUGAACACUCGCUGCUUUUUUUCGAACCCCUUCUACGGUAA
Pocillopora meandrina is the source of this 652-nucleotide messenger RNA. The record is from the annotation of a GenBank genome assembly. Lineage: Eukaryota; Metazoa; Cnidaria; Anthozoa; Scleractinia; Pocilloporidae.